AUGGCAUCAAAUUCUGAUAGAUACGGUUUUAUUGGAUUAGGUCUCAUGGGAAUUCAUAUGGCCACCAACCUCCAAAAUUAUUUAUCCUCAAAAAAUCUUGACCCAUUAAUUGUUUACAAUCGAACACAUACCAAAACCCAAAAUAUUACCAAAAUUGGAGCAAUUGCUGCGACAAGUUUAAAACAUGUGGCCGAAUACUCUAAUAUUAUAUUUACUGCAUUGUCCAAUGAUAAUGCGGUUAAUGAAGUUUAUGAAGAAUUGUUAAAAGAAUUUGAUCAAAUUUCAGAUGAUAAAAGAAAUUUAAUUUUUGUUGAAACAAGUACGAUUUAUUCGACCUCUAUUAGUAACCUUAGAAGAAAGGUCGAAAGUGUUGAGAAUAGGAAACUUUUGCAUUGUCCUUUAUUGGGUCCUGCCAUUGCUGCAAAGAACGCGCAAUUAUUAAUUAUUACUUCAGGAAAUCAAAAUGCAAUUGAUCACAUUACGCCAUUAUUGGUACCAGUUUUAGGCAGAAAGAUUCUUUCCUUUGGUGACAAUGUAAAAGCAGGAGCAUCAUUCAAACUUUUAGCAAAUUUCAUGAUUGGUGGUUCGUUGGAAUUAUUGUCCGAGGGAUUGACUUUAGCCGAAAAAACCGGUAUUGAGAAAGAGCAAUUUUUGGAAUAUAUCACUUUAGUAUUCCCAAACACUCCGCUUAUGUAUUAUGCCAAAGAUUCGGGCGCUCAUCUUCCCACAGCAGAAUUACUUCACAAGCAUUUGAAUUAUGUUAAAGAAAAUGUGAGAGAUGAUAUUGAUUGGAGUAGUAUUUGCGGAACUGUUAGAGUUUCCUCUGGGUUACCAUUUAUUAAUAAAAAAACUGAAGACAAUGCUGAUCAAUAA
Diversispora eburnea is the source of this 873-nucleotide messenger RNA. The record is from the annotation of a GenBank genome assembly. NCBI's taxonomy places the organism in Eukaryota, Fungi, Glomeromycota, Glomeromycetes, Diversisporales, Diversisporaceae.